CGGCUUGUGCAAGUUCCUCUUUGCACUAUUGCACCUGUGUGUGAGGUUUGUUUUCCGCAUCUUUUAUACAGACAUGGCCGUGUGAUUUAAUAAGUCGCGUAGAUGGAGAAUAGAAAUUAGAUACAGUAGAUCCUUCGAUCAGUAGAUAGAUAUAAUUUGCAUUUAUUAGCAAAAUGCGCAAAAAUUAGACUUUCCGACUUGCCAGUUCCCGAGUUUAGAAAUUAAAGGUAGUUAGAUUACCAGUCCAGAAAAAAAAUCAUUUUUGUUUCCACUGGUAAAAUCUAUCUUUUAUGUCCUAUUCCUUGUUUCUUUUUCUUAAUAACUAUCAAUAUCCUACUUUUUUAUGUCAGUAUGUCUGUGGCAUUUCCGUAUUCCUGUAUUCCAUGUCUGAGGAACAUGUAGACUAUAGCCUUAGAUACUGAUGCAGACGUUGAAAUCCUUUUCUGUUUUCCAUCCAUUUGUGCAGUCUUUUUAAUUCCGACAAAUCUUUGGAAUCCUGAUAAUGUUAAUGAAUUGAAAAGUUGUAAUUAUAUUUAAUUUACUGUAAUCAAUUGCUUGCACACUCCAAGCUGGCGUAUCGUCGGCACCAGUAUUCAUCAAAUCCAAAAUUGGCAUCUAUAGAAAUGAAUUGGUCUGCGAACCAAGAAGCAUGCGAUAGCGAUAAUGAAAUGUUCCAAAUGUCAUCAAGUAGAAUGAGAGACGAUGGAAGUCAUGUGAGGUUGCUUUCAGUCAGCGAAGAUGAAGAACAAGCUAGUGUAUCACCACAAGAUGCUGGCCUACCACAUCUUAAUUUUCGCCAGAGUCAACAUUCAUCGACUAAGUUUAAAGAGGAAAAAAAGUCAAGAGCUGCUGCACUCAGUAUUCUUGUUGUCGGAGUUAUUCUUAUUAUUAUUAUAAAUAUUGGUUUGGGUAUUAAAUUGAAGAAUAUGCAUGGUUACCCUGACAAAUCGGUGUCCUCUACUGUGCAACCAUCAUUAACAUUGAAAUGCCCUGUGAAAAAAGAAAUUAAUUCACUGAAAUGUAAUUCAUCGUUUCCAUGGCAAAUGUAUCGUCUUCCAUCGUACAUUCAUCCAGAAUUUUACUCCAUUUUUUUACAUCCAAAUCUCACUCUUGGGAACUAUUCCGGUGAAGUUGAUAUUAUAGUGUCUGUCUCUCAAGCUACAGACUUAAUUGUUAUCCACAGUAAAGAAUUAAAUAUAUCUGCUCUCAAGGUAUACAGCGGUUGGCAUAAACGAGGUGAUAAAAUUCCUGCGGAACACGAGGUACCCCAACAAAGGGAGUAUCAGGUUUGCACAGAGCUUGAUUUUGUUGCAAUUCAGUUAUCUGACAGGCUUCAAACACAGAAACAAUAUACAAUUCAUGUUGAAUUUAUCGGCAGCUUGACAAUGUCUCUUAAUGGAUUUUAUUUGAGUAAAUAUAAAACGAAAACAGGUGUUAACAAAACAUUGGCUACAACGCAAUUUGAAGCCUUAUCGGCCCGAAAAGCAUUCCCAUGCUUUGAUGAACCAGCGAUGAAAGCGAACUUUUCAGUCAACAUCGUCAUAGAUAAUACAAAUUCUGCUUUAUCGAAUAUGCCAGUGGAAAAUACAUCAGAUUUUGGGGAUGAUUUGAAGUUGGUCAAAUUUCAAACAUCUGUAGCUAUGAGUACUUAUCUUCUUGCUUUUAUUAUUGUUCCUGACUUUGAUAAUAUCACAAACGAAGUUCAAUUACAGCGGGGUAGUACUCCUGUUUCGGUAUAUGCCCCAAAAGAUAAAAUUAAAAGUGCGCAAUUUGCAUUAGAAGUUGCAUCCAAAGUGCUAAUUCAAUAUGAGAAGACUUUCAAAAUUUCAUACCCAUUACCUAAACUUGAUCUCAUUGCAAUUCCUGAUUUUGCCGCUGGGGCAAUGGAGAACUGGGGUCUUGUCACUUAUCGUGAAACUGCAAUACUCUGGGAUGAGAAAACAUCUUCCAUUUCAGACAAAGAAUGGGUUGCAAUUGUUGUUGCCCAUGAACUUGCUCAUCAGUGGUUUGGAAAUCUCGUAACAAUGGAAUGGUGGAAUGAUUUAUGGUUAAACGAAGGAUUUGCAAGCUAUGUUGAAUUUUUUGGGGUGAAUCAUAUUUACCCUGAAUGGAACCUAAUGGAAACUUUUCAUAGUCUUACUACUGCAGAUGCAAUGACAGUGGAUGAAAAUGAAAAUACACAUCCAAUUUCAGUGCCUGUUAAUAGUGCUAUUCAAAUUGAAGAGCUCUUUGAUGAUAUCACAUAUAAAAAAGGUGCUUGUCUAAUAUCCAUGAUGAUAAGUUAUCUUGGUGAAGACAAUUUUUAUGCUGGCAUCACAGAUUACCUAAGUAAAUUUGCUUAUAGUAACGCUAACAACAAAGACUUGACUAAAGCUGUUGUUCAACAUACGUCUACCGCCAAUCAACGUAAAAACGUUUUGCGGAUGUUAGAAUCAUGGACAGUUGAACCAGGAUUUCCUGUUUUAAAUGUAUCGCUUGAUGGAAAAACAGUUAUCAUAUCCCAAAUGAGAUAUAUGCUCGAGUUACCAGCUUCAUAUACAAAUAAAUGUAACAAUAAAAGUGAAUCUUUAUGGCAAAUUCCACUUUCUUAUAUGACAGAUAAAUCGAAGGAUUCAGCAUGGGAAUUUAUUGAAAACAGAACGUACACUUUUACCUUACAGGACUACCCAAAAUGGAUGAUCCUGAACGCCAAUAGGCGUGGGUACUAUUUGAUUAAUUAUAGUAUAAAAAUGUUAGAAAGCUUAAUAUUGCAAUUGAAAACGGAUCAUACGGCAAUAUCGGCUUUGGAUCGGUCCGGUAUUCUGUUCAAUGUUGCCAAAUCUGCCAAAGCCGGUUUAAUUAGUUAUGAUAGACUAUUAGACCUUAUGACCUAUCUCGAAAAGGAAGAAGAAUAUGGACCAUUCUAUAGUGCUUUACUCAUCUUGAGUGACUUCAAGAAAAUAUUGAAAAUGCAAUUUCAUACAAAUCAUCAUAAAAAGAUGAAACAUUUUUCAAAAAACUUGCUGAGUCACAUUUAUUCUAAAUAUGGGUGGCCGACUGUUGCUUCAAUGCAAUCAACAUUGACUCAUCCGGAAAUAAAACUUCGACGAUCAGCGAUCAAAUUAAUGUGCGCUUAUGACAAUGAGAAUUGUACUAAUCAAGCACUGAUUCAUUUCAGGAAAUGGAUGGAUAAUAACACUCAGUUAGAGGUAGAUUACAAAGACAUUGUUUACAGUACUGGAAUCAGACUAGGGUUGCCCGAAGAUUGGAAAUAUAUGUGGAAUAAAUAUACAAAGGAUCUGACUCUUGACGCUUCAGAAAAAAAUAAACUUUUGAAAGCUCUUUGCCAUCGUACGGAUGAAAAAACGGUGGAAUUCUUACUCGAUGAGGCUAUAAAGGGAGAAAAUAUUAGACAUCAAGAUGCUGACACCGUGGUACAUUACCUAACGUAUAGUGGUAGAGUAGGUAGUAUGAUGGCUUGGAAGUUUGUUCGUAGUAAGUGGGAAGAAAUUACUUCCAUAUUUCUAAUAAGUAGUUUUACAGUUCAACGAAUGGCCGAAAACAUUUUUCAGACUUUUACAGAUGAAAGUGAAAUAGCUGGUGCUGAAAAAUUUAUGGAAAUGCAUAAUUUGACUGGAAUAAGAUAUUUCAAACGAGCUCUUGAAAAAGCAAAAUUUAAUGUGCAUUGGAUCGAAACCUAUCAGCCACAAGUAUUUGAGUGGUUAGAUAAAAAUAUAGCGGAUUCGGAAAUCUAGAAUCGUGAUUAUCAAGUCAGUUUCUGUGUCUUGGUUGCUGGGGAUGGUGCAAAAUACUUAGUAAUUCCAAUUUUUUUAAAUGAUUGAUAUUUCAUUUUUCUUUGUAGUUCCCACAACUUUUCUAUUUGUUUUUUUUAUUUGUCGCUAUUACAUCUUUACUUGGUUUAAUAAUUUUGCAAGCUAAAUUUGAGACAGAUGCACUAUUUGAGAUAUCUGCAUUUGCUUUAUUAGCAAAACAAUACAUUUUAAUUUGAAAAUAUUUCAUAAUAAUAUACUGUACUAGUUCUGGUAUACCAGUGUGGAACUAUUGGCAACAAGUUGUUACAAUAUUUAUGACAUGAUAUUACAGUUGAUCUUUUGCUGUUAACGCUUCUCGAAUCAUCAUAUACAUGUGAAUCCAUCUAUUCAUGUAUUAUUUUCCAGAUACAAGUGCUGCAUUUGUAAAGCUCAUGCAAUAUCACAACUACACAAUAUCAACCCAAGAUUAUAAUACUUAGAAAAAUGAGCAAUAGCGAGUUCACUCAUUGUUACAUAAUUUGAAUAAAUCUAUUAUGAGCCACAUUUUUUUAAUAAUAAAGAUAUAACGUGUGAGCCAUUCAGUAAAAAAUGUUCGCCGUCCCUAUCGAAUAAUGUGAACGAGUUUUCGUACCAAACACAUAUUUACAUCCCUACUUUAUUUUUGUAUGAGUGCAAUGAAUUUACUGUGGUGAACGAUAUUGCCAAUCUAUUGCUAAUCUAUCUAAUUAACAUAACAUAUAUGGUAUACUAUAAAACUAUAUGUUUUGUUAUCUGCUUUUUAUUCAUUAUCAUCUUUAGAUCUUUGACUAGAAGAUGUUGAAUGUUCCUGUUUUUAUAAUACACACUUUAUGUCAACUGCACUAUUUUGUGGUUGAAAGUAUUGAAAAUAUGUCAUAUUAAUUUUAUGAACCAAAUAGUGUAAUAAUGGAGAAAGAUUUAUAAUUUUUUGUUGUAUGAUUUUUAAAAAAUAUUGUCAAUUUGCACAGUUGAAAUUGUUGAAGGAUUUUUUGUGAGCUGUUUUUACCUUGUAUCUAUUUUUAGUACAAAUAUGAAAUGAAAUAAGAUGUAUUGCAUCAUUGUGUCUUACCCGAGUAUUACCUUGUACCAAGUUUAGCCUAUGUACCAAUUAUUUUUGGUGCUCCAGAAGUAUAUGUACCAAUGUGGAGGUAACUAAUUUUGUUCGCCUACUUUACAUCAAGUUGUGUAAAGGACGGAAGCCUAUGAGCAGGGGGUAUAUUCACUUGGCUAACACAAACUGUCCCCGAACUUGUAAUAGAUUUAAAAAAGAAAAUCGGAAUGAAAUCAUGGCCUAACCAUGCCCUGGUACACAUACUACUUGAGUACCUUAUUUUUCAUGUAGAUUUCUCCCAAUAUUUUUCAAAAAGUUGAAAGAUCACUGGUACAGGAGUCUGGAGUGACAGCUGAAAGGCUAAGAUAUUUAUUACUUCCUCUUAUGUUAAACCACAUUGGUUAAGUGUACACAUUUACUAUGUAAAUUUUCCCACAACUAGAAACUUAUGCGUUUUGAAUUAUUGAGAAUGAGAACUAUCCACCGCUAGUAUAUUGAUCAAAAACCUUUUUUG
Molecule: messenger RNA, 5335 nt
Organism: Styela clava
Lineage: Eukaryota; Metazoa; Chordata; Ascidiacea; Stolidobranchia; Styelidae
Product: endoplasmic reticulum aminopeptidase 1-like
Biological process (GO): peptide catabolic process; proteolysis
Cellular component (GO): membrane; cytoplasm
Molecular function (GO): zinc ion binding; peptide binding; metalloaminopeptidase activity
Source: RefSeq, a predicted model, not a curated record